GAAAAACAGCAGAAAUCACAAGACUGCUUGAGACAGAGACCUCAUGCGAGUCAUAUGAACUGUUAUUACAGAUGGAAGGAUGAGGAGGAGCAAAGGAGAAAAAAGGAGAUACAUUUCAAAUGCAUCAGGACAACAAGAUGGGAGAUGUGUUGUGUGUAAGUGCUGUCAGACCAGGAUGCUGCAGCUGCUGUUCGGAGAGAAGGGGCUCCCAACAUAUCCAAGGCCAUCAGCACACAGAAGCAGCGUCUACAGCAGAGCUAUCGGAUGUAAACAGAGCACCCCUUCCUCUAUGCUCACUGCAGCCCCCGUGGCUCCACACCCUCCAGAGUUGGAGGUGCAGGACGCAGAGGCCUUGGAGUCACCCUGAUUCCUUCCAGGAGCAGAAUGUUGUGGAGCGGUUCAAAUGGCAGAGACAAGGCAUCCCGUUUGGAGCUGCCACAUCCUAUGUACAUCUUGAGAAGCUGUGUGAAGGAUCCUGUGCAACUGUGUUCAAGGGGAUCAGCAGGAUCAAUGGCCAGUUAGUGGUGUUGAAAGUGAUCAGGCUGGAGGCAGAGGAGGGAGUGCCCUUUACAGCCAUUCGGGAAGCUUCUCUUCUCAAGCGUUUGAAACAUGCCAACAUUGUACUGCUUCAUGACAUUAUCCAGACCAAGGAGACACUAACAUUUGUCUUUGAGUACAUGCACACAGAUCUAGCACAGUACAUGGGCCAGCAUCCUGGAGGACUUCAUUCGUGCAAUGUUAUGCUCUUCAUGUUCCAGCUUUUGCGCGGCCUGGCUUACAUCCACCAACAACACAUUCUUCACCGUGAUCUGAAACCCCAGAACUUGCUCAUCAGUUGCCUUGGUGAGCUCAAAUUAGCCGACUUUGGCCUUGCUUGUGCCAAGUCCAUCCCCAGACAGAUAUAUUCCUCUGAAGUGGUGACACUCUGGUACCGUCCUCCUGAUGUGUUGCUUGGAGCUACAAAUUAUUCUUCUGAUCUAGAUAUCUGGAGUGCAGGCUGUAUAUUUGUUGAAAUGAUCCAGGGCCAGCCAAUAUUUGCAGGAACUUCUGAUAUUCAUGAACAGCUGGAGAAGAUCUGGGCGGUAUUGGGAGUCCCAACUGAGGACACCUGGCCAGGACUUUCCAAGCUCCCCAACUAUAACCUAGAACUGGCUGCUUCCAGGAGACCUCAGAGACUCCAAGUUAUCUGUGACAGGCUGAGCAGGGUGUCAGCAGCAGAGGAUUUAGCCUUCAAGAUGCUUACAGCCUUCCCUCGAGGCCGGAUCUCUGCGCAAGAUGCGCUUCUUCAUGGCUUCUUCAGCCCUCUGCCUCCUCAGCUCUAUCAAGUUCCUGCUGGACAAUCAGUGCUCACAGUUCCAGGAGUGAGGCUGCAACCUGAAAUCUGUGACCUGUUUGCUUCUUAUAGAAAAGGCCAUCUCUCAGGAGGUUCAAGCAAGUUUUGGCAGAAAGCAGGGAUGAUUGACUAAUUCUUGGAAAGCAAUGUCAGAAAGAUUGACUUGGCAACGAAGAUGUAACAGCACAGUCUGGACACUGGACUUGCAGAAUAAACUCAGCCAUGUGUCACUUAAUAGAGAGAUCCCUGGACCAGAAGAUCAAUGUACAAACAGGACAGAUGGGGACUGACAAUUGAAAGAAUGUAGAGGCUGAUCCAAGGCUUACAGAGACCUGUCAUUCCUGGGGUUUGCCUACAAUCUCCUUCAACAAAAGAGCUCCUGAGGGAAGGAGGGGAUUAGUCAAAAGUUGAGUGAAGUCUCCAGGGAAGAUGGUUUCUUGGAUAAAGUUGUCAACAAAAGGAAUUGUUUAAGACUAUUUGUUAUAAUUUCCUAGAGGGAGCUUCUGCCACUACUAACAGGAUUACCAGCAUACUGGUUUCACACCAGCAGAGCAUUAGACAUGUGCAUUGCAGACUGGUUGCUUAGAGCUGAAUUCAGGGGUCUUCUUAUACUGGGUCCCAAAUGUGUGCAGGUGUUGAUGAGCAGAGGGGAGAUGGCAAAGAAUUA
Messenger RNA from Grus americana (Whooping crane), 2000 nucleotides. RefSeq names its product cyclin dependent kinase 15 (gene CDK15). Gene Ontology annotation, biological process: protein phosphorylation. Bases 120 to 1466 code for a protein of 448 amino acids. Gene Ontology annotation, molecular function: cyclin-dependent protein serine/threonine kinase activity; ATP binding; cyclin binding. The transcript is spliced from 14 exons. Gene Ontology annotation, cellular component: cytoplasm; cytosol; nucleus. The record is from RefSeq and is a predicted model, not a curated record. NCBI's taxonomy places the organism in Eukaryota, Metazoa, Chordata, Aves, Gruiformes, Gruidae.